This is a messenger RNA of Aspergillus steynii IBT 23096, 1653 nucleotides long. Its product is annotated as cytochrome P450. The transcript is spliced from 3 exons. The record is from RefSeq and is a predicted model, not a curated record. Lineage: Eukaryota; Fungi; Ascomycota; Eurotiomycetes; Eurotiales; Aspergillaceae. Gene Ontology annotation, molecular function: iron ion binding; monooxygenase activity; heme binding. Bases 1 to 1653 code for a protein of 550 amino acids.
AUGCCACCAUGGGCCUACCAUCCAUCCGCGUUGAAAUCCUUCUCAAUCGAAGAAGGCAUCGUGCUAUCAGUCCUCCACAACAAUACCGCAAUCCCUACCCUCCAGCUUUUCACCUACUGCUUCCUCGCCUACAUCGUCUACAAACUCCUCAUCUACCCUCAAUUCCUGAGCCCGUUGCGCUCUCUCCCUCAACCAAAGGGAGGCUACCCCCUUCUCGGUCACGCCCUCUCUCGCUUCCAACAACCGCUCGGAAAAACCUACCUCCACUUCAUGAACACCGUCCCGAACCAGGGACUGAUCCUCUUCCGGGACCUCUUCCACACCGACCACCUCCUGCUCACCUCCCCCGAAGCCCUGGCGGAGAUCCUAAUCCGCAAACCCUACCACUUCGAAAAACCGCCCGAGAUCCGGCUCUUCACGAGCCGCAUCCUCGGCGGGGGGCUCCUCACUACUACUGGAGCGGUCCAUAAGAUGCAGCGCCGCAAUGUGAUGCCGAAUUUCACGCUGCGGAAUACGAGGCGGUUGGCGCCGUUGUUCUGGGAGCGGAGUUGUGAUUUGGUUACUGGGGUGAGGAGGGAGCUUGACCUUCUGGGUCUGGACAGGGACGGGGUGGUGGAUAUGAACGUCUGGGCGACGAAGAUCACGCUGGAUAUCUUCGGGGAGGCGGCGCUGGGACUUCAGCUGGGGUUGUUGAGGGGAGGGGAGCAUCCGAUUGAGAGGGCGUAUGAGGGCGCGUUUCGGUCGACGCCGAGGAAGGAUUUGUUAUUCGUGGCGCUGUCGUGUGGGUUGCGGUGGGUGGUCGAGAAUGUGCCGUGGAAGAUGGAUCGCGAGUUUGAUGAUUCGACCGAGUAUUUGAGGGGGUUUUGUCGGGGGGCGAUUCAGCAGAGUAGAAGGAGACAGGAGGAGGAGCAGCAGGAGAAGGAGAAGGGUUUAGGGCAGGGUUUCGAAGAAGAGCAGUCGGAUCUACUGUCGAAGAUGCUGGCGUCGGGCAAGUUCACGGACGAGGAGCUGGUCGAUCAGUUCUUGACGUUUCUGGCAGCUGGACACGAAACCGUCGCCGCAACAUUCGGCUGGACGAUCCACCUACUCGCCCGCCACCCAGACAUCCAGAGUCGACUGCGCUCAGAACUGCGUCUCCACGCCUCCCUCUGCGGCACCCAGAUCAGCGAAUCCCUCGAAUCGCUCCCCCUACUGCACGGGGUCUGCAACGAGGCCAUCCGCAUGUACCCGUCCAUCCCUGUCACACCACGCAUCGCGACCCGCGAGACCUCGAUCCUGAACUACACGGUGCCGAAAGACACGCGGAUCAUGAUCGCGCCGUGUGCGAUCAACCGGGCGCCGCAUCUGUGGGGACCCUCGGCGAAUGAAUUUAUGCCGGAGCGCUGGAUCGACGCGGAUGGAGGCAUGAACAAGACGGGGGGCGCGGAGAGCGUGUUUGCGAAUCUGACGUUCCUGCACGGGGCGCAUGGGUGCAUCGGGGCGGACUAUGCGCGCGCGGAGCUGCGGGCUAUGGUGGCGGCGUUGGUGGGCGCGUUUGAGAUGGAGAUUGGGGCGGAGGAGUGCGAGAGGGUGGUUGUGAGGGGGAGAUUGGCUACGAGGCCCGGGGAUGAGGAGGGGAGGCUGUUGGUGAGGUUGAGGCCUGUUCCGGAGUAG